AUGCUACCAGUGUUACAAGAAGAGUCGUCAAGUCCGAAUUCAAACGUUAAAUCUAAACGAAAUGAGAAAAAACCAACAACAAAAAUGCAAAUCGAAUUUCGAUGGUCGGUGUUUGCAGCUCAGAAUAAACCGGCCGAUCAAACGCCCGUAUUAAAUUUGCAUUCUAUCGAUCUUAAUCAAUCGAAGGAAACUUUCGCAUCGUCUAAAUCUCCAACCGUUCGAAGUUUGACAUCGAAUAAAACAUCGCUAUCAAAACAAACACUGACAGUAUCUUAUCCUCGUUCAUCGAAUAUCGAUAGUAAUAUGAACAAAAUUGAACAACCAUCGAUAUCAACUGAUAAUACACAAAAGUGUCCUCUGCUACUUUCAUACGCGCAACUACGUCGAGCUCAACAAUUGUCGAAAUUACAUGAAACAUCUGAAAAGCCUUCUCCUAGUCAAAAAACACUUUCACCAAAAUCUAAUUCCUCAUCACGAAGUCAACAAAAACUAGCAAAUCAUAAACAUAUCCAGCGGUAUAUCUCACGAUUGAAAAAUUUACGUUCGUUUGAAAAGCGAUGA
This is a messenger RNA of Rotaria socialis, 561 nucleotides long. NCBI's taxonomy places the organism in Eukaryota, Metazoa, Rotifera, Eurotatoria, Philodinida, Philodinidae. The record is from the annotation of a GenBank genome assembly.